GGCGCGCCUCUCAUGACUGUUCUUGGGUCCUUGCGUGUAACUGACAGCUCUGUUUCCAUCAUGGCGGCGUCCAGCAGAGAGCAUGUACUGUCACUCUACAGACUGCUUCUGAAGGAGAGCAAGAAAUUCCCCUCUUACAAUUAUAGGACCUACGCUCUACGGCCGGUACGAGACGCCUUCAGGGAGAACCGGACCGCUGAAGAUCCGGAGGUUGUAGAGGAGCUGCUGAACAGGGCCCGGGACAGUUUGGCCCUCAUCCAGAGACAGGUGUGCAUAGGGAAGAUGUUUGAGAUCCAGAAGACGGUCGUGGAACAGGAGGACAAUAAGAGCGACUGAUGUGGCGUAGCAGCGACGGCCGGGUGUUUAUUUCCUGUGUCUUCUCGGGGGUUGAGGGUCUUCUGUCUAUCUUCGAGUCUCGUCUUCAAACAUCUGCAUCAGGCCGGUCUUGAUGGCUUUACGAUUCUGCGUGCCACGAAAUGAGAUAUAAUUGUACAUAAUGUAGUAUUUUUCAUGCUUUUGCGGUCAACGUUACAAUAAAUAAAUGUCAGUUACAUUUUG
Molecule: messenger RNA, 558 nt
Organism: Puntigrus tetrazona (Sumatra barb)
Lineage: Eukaryota; Metazoa; Chordata; Actinopteri; Cypriniformes; Cyprinidae
Gene: lyrm4b
Product: LYR motif-containing protein 4B
Exons: 3
Coding region: 13-336 (107 amino acids)
Biological process (GO): iron-sulfur cluster assembly
Cellular component (GO): L-cysteine desulfurase complex; mitochondrion
Source: RefSeq, a predicted model, not a curated record